Messenger RNA from Chelmon rostratus (copperband butterflyfish), 1643 nucleotides. RefSeq names its product dynactin 3 (p22) (gene dctn3). The transcript has 7 exons. Bases 54 to 617 code for a protein of 187 amino acids. Gene Ontology annotation, biological process: cytoskeleton-dependent cytokinesis. Gene Ontology annotation, cellular component: dynactin complex. NCBI's taxonomy places the organism in Eukaryota, Metazoa, Chordata, Actinopteri, Chaetodontiformes, Chaetodontidae. The record is from RefSeq and is a predicted model, not a curated record.
UAUAUCAGGGAGCUGUUUGGGUUCUGCUGUGUCUUUUAGCAGCUUCUGCUCAAAUGGAUAAAAAAAUGGAGGUGGAUAACCUGGAAAUGCGCCUUCAGGCGCUGGAGAGCCGUAUCUAUGGCGAGAGAAGAAACAAAAGUGGAAAACCAGUCAAGUGUGCUGAGUCCCUGGCCAGGAUUCAGGCAGGUCUUACCAACACGGCCAACAAGAGAGAACGAGUAAAGAUCCUGCACAAGAAGAUCGAGGACCUGCUGAAGUACCUAGACCCCCAGUUCACAGACCACAUCACUGUACCUGAUGCCAUGAAGCUGGAGUUCAUUCUUGCUGAGGAGGACUUCCUGCUUUCCCAGGCUGCUUUGCUGGAGCAGGUCAGCAACUCGCAGCCUCUGCUGGACAGCACAUACAUCAGAGACGUACCAGAACACGCCACCAAGCUGCAGCGCCUGUCGCAGAUUCACAUCAAAGAGCAGGACCAAACUGAGGCUCAGUCACAGGAAGUGAAGAAGCUUUUUGAGGAGUACAACAAAAUGAUGUUCCUGCUGUCAAAGCAGUUCACCCAGUGGGACGAGACUCUGAGGAAGCUGGAGGAGGCCAAGGGCAUUCGGCCUGUGGAGUAGCUGCCGUCAACACGUACACUUCUGAUGAGGAUGAGGAUGGUGAUGGUGAAGAUGACUGCACUGUGGUGGGAGUUUUAAAUCAGAUCAAGUGUUCCAUAUGUAGCUUGCUCUUCCCCAACAAGUCAGAACAAAAGUGAAGGAAAAUGGAUCGUUUUACUAUUUUGUUUUAGCUGUUUUUUUUUUGACACUAGAGUUUGGUUGAAUCAGGCGAUAUGACGUUGGUACCCUGACAGCCUCAUUCCACGAUAUUGUUGGUUUUAGAAAACUCUCCAGCUGAGGCAAAUUAUCUCACUGAAAACACAGUGGAUCUGGUGGUUCAAUACAAGUUGAAAUGUCUUGUAAAAUUGAUUUUUUUUUGCAGUAGUGGAGGGAAUAAAGUCCAAAUUGAGAACAUCUAAUUUCUCUAUUAAGAGCACCCACCAGACAAACGGACCCAUCAGGCCUUCAGAUGUUUAAGAAAUGAACAAAGCGGUUUUCACUGUAUGUGACGGUGUCUGUUGUUGAAAUUACAGACUGAUGUGUCUCCCAGCUGAUGUACCAGUAACACUGUUCCACCCAUACCACCCCAGUCAUACAGUAAAUAUAAAUGGGAGGACUGGAGGGAAUGUAAACUGUAACGGCGUCCAUCUCAUGUGACUCUUCAUCGGUCGUCUGGAGGAACUCGCUCCCGUCAUGUGACGCAUGGCUUCGAGACGCUGCUUGUAUUUAUUUUCAGACAACAGAGCCGUUUAUGCUCCCACAUUUACUCAACUUGCAACACAUUCCAACGCUGCAUCUCUACUGCAAGCCAGUCACAAGACUGGUGCUCUUCACUCAUUCACACAGACACACUCACUCUGUUUCACACACACAUCCUCUUCAAGGCGUUAGACUUUCCCUCCUGAUGCCUCCUGAAAAGAUUUGCAAAAACUGAAACUAGCUUCGUCAUUCUUUCCAGCAUUGUGGUUUUACAAUGUUAUGUGUGUCUCAUGUGUUAUACAGCAUGACUGCGGUUAAUACAAUAAAUAUUAUUACUUUCUUUGACUA